UCUCCUUUAUCAAUUUUUUACUUUACUCUCUCUACAGAGAAACAGAAUAGACACCUCCUUAGAUGUCUAUGUAUCCUUUAUCCCCUUUUUUUAGGGUUAUAUCUUAUUUGCUCUCUCUCAAAUGGAGAGAAAAAGAGCAGAUGGAUCCUCCUAAUCCCUAAAAUAGGCCUUCUUCUGUAACAGCAAAAACAAAGGGCCGGCUAUUCUUUUUGUUCAAUGAAAAAGCAUUCGUUCAUAGUAGCUAAGAGGAAUCCGAACUUAUUAUUAUUCAAUUUAUAGCAAGCAAUCUCUGAUUGGAAAUAGCCUUGAUCUCGAACAUCACCUAAGCUAUUUGAGCUCCUGUCUAAACUCCCCGGUAAGCCUUCCUUCUUAUCUUGCCUUCGGAUGAGUGAAGUGACCCAUGGGCAUGGGGCACGUUAAGAUUCACUGUCUUUCUUUUUUUUUUUUCGAAAUUUAUGACCGGCGGGAAAACCUGAUUGCCAUGCUUCGUCGUCAGAGUCUAUGAAACCCAAACCCUUCAUCUUCGCCAAGCGCUUCCCAAUUCCGUUGCUUUUUUCUUAUCCAUUUUCUCCGCAACAACAACGUUUUCCCUUCUCCACUCACAAUCGCCACUCCUUCGACGAAGCCGUUCCAGGUUGCAGCGCCGUUUACCAACACGUGCUCAAGUUCCAGCGUCCACCGACCAUUCGGUGGAGCCCGCACCUCGAGAACACCGCUAGUUUCAUCGGCACCGUCGCCCGCGAACCGACGCGCGUUAACUCAACAACCGGUAAAUGCGGAGUUUACACCGUGCUUAAGGUUCCAAAAUCCAACCAAUCAAAUAGCUCCUUUUUCCGGUUGCUUCUGAUGAUGCGGAACAAUGUGGCAAAACUUGCUUCGGAACACUUGAAAUUGAAUGAUUUUAUUCAGGUUUUAGGUUCUUUGGGGUCUUUCACGAAACCUGAUGCCAAUGGAAUCCUUAGAUUGAAUUACAAGUUAGAGGUGAAGGAGUUCGAGUUUGUUGCUCAAAGGUCUGGUUAUCUAGGCGACAAGAAAUUGGAAUCUGUUGAAGCAGAUGCUGGCAUGCAAAAAAAUCAAAAUCGGCUUCACCUUUGGCAAGUGUUUUUUUCCAAUCCAAAUGAGUGGUGGGAUCAAAGAAAGAGCAAGCGAAAUCCAAAACAGCCUGAUUUUAAGCACAAGGAUACCGGCGAAGCUCUGUGGCUAAGUGAGUAUGAUCCUCCAUGGGUUAAAAGACAACUCCAAUUGUUUGACUCAAAAAUUGCUGGAGGAUCUGCAGGUCGUCGUUCACGUGUCACCAACUGGGUUUAUGAUGAGUAGCUGAUUGAUAUCAAUAAAAGAAGACAAGUAUGGAAAUAAUAUGCAUCAGCAGACAAGGUGCAGACAUUAAUGGACUAAACUAUUUACAAUCUCUUGGUUGUUAUUUCUGAUUCUGGGAUGCUGUCAAUGGUCAAAUUUUGCAAUGGAAUAAACAGGUUUUUUCCUAUAAAGCAUUUUCCGCUAUCUAAUCCUGGAAACAAAAUAGAUCAGCUCAGAAGAAUGCUGCUAGCAGCUGAUUCGAGGUGAUGCCCUCCAUGUAUAUACUUUAUCUUCACUUUAUCUCUACCCAUUGUAUAAGUUAACAUUACAGCAUCAACUUGUAAAGUGAGAAUUGUUUUUUAUUUGUGUAUUUUAUCUUGGCCUUGAGUGCUUAAUCAGCGUUGACAGUGACAGCUACCCAACUCAAUAUCAAAGUCCAAUUUUAAUAAAAGUUUUAGCUGUUAGAUGAAGACUCAA
This is a messenger RNA of Glycine soja, 1773 nucleotides long. RefSeq names its product protein OSB1, mitochondrial-like. Gene Ontology annotation, biological process: mitochondrial DNA replication; positive regulation of helicase activity. NCBI's taxonomy places the organism in Eukaryota, Viridiplantae, Streptophyta, Magnoliopsida, Fabales, Fabaceae. The transcript is spliced from 6 exons. The coding region runs from base 502 to 1317 and encodes 271 amino acids. Gene Ontology annotation, molecular function: single-stranded DNA binding. Gene Ontology annotation, cellular component: mitochondrial nucleoid. The record is from RefSeq and is a predicted model, not a curated record.